AUGGCGGUGGCUUCAUCUGCCUCCAGAGGAGGCCUGCCGAAGCAGACCAGCGGCACUGCCGUCUCCAAAGGCAAAGCAUCGACAUCUACCAAGAUUGAAGCCACUGCAUCAAGGACAAGGAAUACCAGUGGUGGUGAUAGCGGCGUGACGGGAGGGGGUCGCAUGCUCAUAUAUUGUGAUGGGAAGAACGUCACACCCAAGAGCUUAGUGCCAUCCCAUUACCAAAAGCUCGGAGGGGCUGAUCAGACCAACCUGGAUUCCAUUGGAAUCUUGGGAACUUCUCCUUCAGCCUUGCCAACACACGAAGAGGAGAAGGUGGUGCCAGACAAGCCGCCACCAACAGCCGCGGAGAUCAAAGCCAAAGCGCCAAAGCAAGCCACGUUAUCCAAGGACGAAUUGGAGCGCCCGAUUGACAUUGUGCUCAGUGAGACACAGACUGAGACGCUUUUGGUGUUUCCAUCGCUCUGUGUAUCUCUGGACAAUCCUCAGUCUGGAUCCGUCGCUUCUCGAAACAAGGCCUACGAGGAGCUGUGUGCUUCAAAAGCAGACAGUGACCAGUACAAGGAGCAGCAUGCGCAGACCAUGAACCAGCCUCACAAAAGCAAGGAGGUGUUUGCAGCAGCUCCCAACACAGAGCAUGCCGAAGUGAAUGUGACAGGCUGGGACAUUUAUGAUGCCUUUGCCACGGCACCUGUGCCGAAGCAUGAGCAAAUUCAGCAGGCAUGCGAGAAGGAGUCCCAAGCUGCUGUCAGUGUGGCGGUGAAGAAGCCCGGCUGCUUGUUCACCAUGCAGGAGCCUUAUCCCGUCUCCGAGCUGCCCAAGGAGGUCAAGCAGAAAACCGGGGGUGAUGGCGGCAGGCGCGGCAUUCGAAAUGCUCCCAAUGCUUCAGGGACUCUUCGAGCUGGAAUCUCGGCUGGGCCGUCCGCACUUGCCGGAGGUGUGACUGCGGAGACUCAGCAUGGCUACCCCUCUGCAGCCCAAACGGAUCCUUUGGCACCAGGUGACACUCUGCCAGGGCAGGAUGAAGCAGAAGCUGUUUUGAGGGAGGAGCCCGAGGCGGGUGACAAGAUUCCUUGGCAGGUCGGCGCAGAGAAUCCAAUCCCAGACGAGAUGGCAAAAUCUUUGCGUGUGAUGGAGCGCAUUGUUUCGCAGAAUGUUUUCCACAGACAGCACAUGAUUUACAGAAACUAUCCUACACUUGAUGAGCUUGCAAGACUAGAUGAGAUUCGAAUGGAGGAGGCCAUGGGCACAGCAGGCACAUCUGGCUUUGGGGAUGUCUCUGUAGCAGAGGAUGCGCCAGUUGCCGAGCCUGCUCCAGUUGGAGCUGGCCUUGAGGUGGAUACAGGUGAUGCAGGUGAGGACGGAGCAGAUGAGUUGGCGGAGGAUGCGAUUCCUGAGGAGAAGGAUGCCGAUAAGCCAGCAUUGCAAGAUUUAUUUUGCUUCGAUGCCCCGCAGCUGACCCAGGGCAUGACAGUGACCUGUGCGGAGUGGAACAGCAACAACAAAGACUUGCUGGCAGUCUCCUAUGGCGACACCGCCCCGGUCCCCAUCAAUCCUGGUGGUCUCGUGCUGUUUUGGUCCUUGAAGAAUCCCACCUACCCCGAACGGGUGAUUCGAACACGACACGGCGUUACAGCCUUGCACUUCUCAUCGAUUCACCCCAACAUGGUAGCUGCAGGUACCCAUGAUGGCUCCGUCAUGAUUUGGGAUCUGCGCCGGCCAUCAGACACCCCGGUGCUUCGAAGUGGAUCGUCCGUCUCGUCGCACAACGACCAGAAGCAUACCGACAUCGUUUGGGAGACACGUUGGGUUGACCAAGGCCCAGACAAGCAGCCCCCAGAGUUACUUGUUUCAGUUAGCAGUGAUGGCAACGUGCUUCAGUGGUCUUUGAAGAAAGGCCUUGAACAAAUGUUGCUGAUGCCCCUCAAGCGCAUCGCAAACCCGUACUUGGGCGCAAACUGCGUUUACAAGCACAAAGAGGGAAUUGUGUUCAGGAAAAGCAGCGGAUUCUGCAUAGACUUCCCACGGCAUGAUCCCUCCACCUAUCUGGUUGGUACAGAGGAUGGCUUGGUGCACCGAUGUUCAACCUCCUACAAUGAGCAGUACUUGGACACAUACUACGGCCAUUCUGGACCUGUGUACAGGGUCAGAUGCAACCCAUUCAUGUCUCACGCCUUUCUGACGUGCUCGGCAGAUUGGACCAUGAAGCUGUGGACCACCAAGCCGCCUCCGGGACAUCCUCCAGAAACACCGCUCCUCACAUUCCAGUCCACAGACCUCUAUGCCUCAGUGAACGAUGUCAUAUGGGCCCCGCAGAACUCCACAUCCUUUGCGGCGGCCAUGGACGAUGGACGCAUCGAACUGUGGGAUUUAGCUGAAAAGCCGCUUGACCCCAUUGUCGUGCAUUACCCCCAGGAAGACAAGCCUCAAAGGAGACGAACAUGUGUUCGCUUCUCCCCAAACUCGCCUGUGCUUGUGGCUGGCGACGACCAGGGCAGUGUGGAUGUAAUGCGAAUGUACAACACAAACCAGGCCUAUUACUCGGACCAAGAGCAGCAGGAUCGCUUGAGCGCAGUAAUGGUCAAGAAGCGGUCUUUCCCGCCCAUGCGUGUCUCAAAGCAAGCAGUGAGCAAGGGCUUCCAGACUCUGCUUCAGUUCGCUUUGGCUGUUCAGGACCGUAUGGAUUUGUUCACUGUGGUGAAGCUCAUCAGUGAGCGACGUGGCUGGAUCCUGAGCAACGAUGGCUUCGUUCGACAGCUGGUGCACCCAGGCUUGACUGAGGCCUUGAUGCAGCUUGCCCGAUCAGAAGAACUUCUGAAGCCAGCUGCGCGUCCGCAACUGGACGUCGUGCAUGAGGACUGCGACAAGCCAACAAAGCCGAGCUGCGCAAACAAAAGGGCGGCCUCAGAGCAUUGCCAUGCAUCAAAGCUUGGCCGCUCUUUAUCGAGGAUGUCAUCCUUUUCUUCAGAUGCAGCUGGAGAAGCUGCAGCAACACUGCAGCGGACUGCCGCCCAAGACGGCCGGCUCGUUCGCAAGUUGUCCAAAUCUUCAAGCGCGCUGUCAGACAUCUCGACGGAUGAGACAGAUGCGAAGGUCCCAAGGACGUCCUCUUACCAGCCGCUGCAAGCACGCACUAUCUCAGACAAAGAGCUGGGAUACGCCUCCCGGCUUCCACGUCAAGAUUCCGUGUCCCCAGAGCUGAAGAAGAUCCGCCCCAUCCAAGACGUAAGGGAGGGGCGGGCUGGGAUGAAGGAUGGCACGUAUCUCUACGUUGUCAUGCUCGGUGACCAGGACAACAUUCGGCUGAUACAUGAAGACUACUUGGUGCAUGAGGGCGUCCUCGCUGGUCACACCUCGCUAGUUCAAAGAAACGAGUUCACGCGCGGAUGGGCCAAGCAAUGGGACAGCAACGACCCGCAAUUCCGGCACACAGUACUUUAUGCCGGCGAGCUAGAGUAUGCGGAAGGAGAAGGUGUUCUCACGUGGAAUAACCACUCGGGGCACUACACUCCGGCAGCGGCAGACCAUGUUCGCGUGCACCUUGAUCCAGCAACUUUCGUGGCAUUUGAUGAAUAA
Messenger RNA from Symbiodinium pilosum, 3576 nucleotides. NCBI's taxonomy places the organism in Eukaryota, Dinophyceae, Suessiales, Symbiodiniaceae. The record is from the annotation of a GenBank genome assembly.